UAUUUGCACAACAAUCACUCGAUCACGACAACCCAAAUUAAGCCUCGACGAACUCGUACACAACGACAACGACCGGCCCUACCCUUGUGUGCGGGUGAACCAAUUCUGAUUUCCAAGGUAAACCGGCACCACCUCUUCCUCCUCGAAUGUCGCCCUCUUGAUUUCGACCCCGCCUGCAGUCUUGCAGUCUCGAAGCAAAACGCUGUAGGCAGGCAGCCAGCUCCGGGCCGUCCAUAACGAAGAUGGCUACCAAAUCGCGAGCAGCAAACGCUGCUCACACCGCUGGGAUCUUCGCAGACAUGACCCUUGACGGACCUGAGAUUGGGACUUUGGUAGCAGUCGUCGACCGAGCCAAGAACCUUCCCAACCGCAAGACGAUGGGUAAACAAGACCCUUACUGUGCCAUGAGACUAGGAAAAGAAGCCAAGAAGACAGACACAGACAAAAGAGGAGGACAGACACCGAGAUGGGAUCAAGAACUCCGCUUCAAUGUACACGACUCUCCAGACUAUUACAAACUCAAGUGUUCGAUCUUCAACGACGAUAAAAAGACCGACCUCAUUGGCGAAGCCUGGAUCAACCUCGAGCGAGUCAUCGUGCCUGGGGGUGGGAAGAAUGACCUUUGGCAUCAACUGAACUUCAAAGGGAAAUAUGCGGGCGACAUCAGAGUAGAGUUAACAUACUAUGACACAAGGCCGAAACCAGAGGUAUCUCCGGAAAGGAAGAAACAGAGAGAGAAGUCUCACUCUCUCGCCAGUGACAUUCCCAGCAACUCUUCGGGCUCGCGACAACUAGGCCCACGGGAGAUCAAGAGAAGACCACUGCCGCCUGGUCCAGGCGGCUACUCAUCGCCAGUCGAAAGGCUGCCUGCGGACGAGCCUCUUGAUCCUUGGAACGGUCAAAACUAUACCAACAGCAAUCCGCCGCCCCGGCCGCCGAAGCAACUGAUGCCAGAAACGCCUGACGAUGUAGGCUUCGGUUUACCAUCCCAGUAUUCUCCGGAUCCAUAUGCACUGCCACAACCAGAUCCAUAUGACAUACCACCACCGCCAUUGCAUCACCCACAAGAGCAGCGACGGCCCUCAAACGAUCCUUAUAAUGAUAAUCAACGACAAUCGCCGCUACGGGAGAGUCCUGGCUACGAUGAUCGCAGAACAGCAACUUUACCGCCGACAACCCAGUUGCAGCCGUAUGUCACUGAUGAGUUCCCUCAAGUAGAGGCCGGACAGUUGCCCAGCCCUCAGUCACCAUACAGCCCGUCAGCUCAAUCGCCAUAUUACUCUCCCCCUUCCAGCAGAACAACUCCCCAAGCAACUCCAACCCGGCCUGUGCAGAGCCAAGGCUGGCAGGGCAGGGGAAGUACAUCUCCCACUAAGCAUGCUGUGUAUCGUGAUAGUCCCUUGCGACAAUCUAUCAGCCAGCAUGAUAUGCCUCGAUCAGAAAAUAGACACUUCGAUCCACAAUUUGACGAGGAGGACGCCCCCCCGCCGCCACCACCAGCACAUCGUGGUCAUAUAUCCAAAUCGUCCGUGACAACGGCCUAUCCAGCACCCACUGGACAGGCCUUGCCACGGACUCCAAACAGAUAUGAUUCUGUAGAAGAAAGAAGCCCUCUCCAGAGGCUGGAACAGCAGUAUGAUCCUUACAGCUCACCUUCCGCAGCAGAUCCUUCUCGCCAGCCACCUGCCGACCUAGUAUAUGGCAGAGCCAUCGAAGAUGACCACGACCAACCUCGAGCUCCCAUACAACAACGAACCCCCGAAAGAUACGAUGCGUAUGUCCCAUCUCCGAAUGCAAGAGGAUCGCCGUACAAUGAAAGCACGGGUCAUCGGCGCCCCAUUUCAUCAGGCAACAAGCUGCCAGCCUUCGAGGAAUAUCAAGGUCGCAGUCCAGUAGACCAAAGGUAUGGUGGACUGCCACAGGACUCGUUCCGGCGUUCUACUGGUUACGAUCAUCCACGAAGAGCACAAACCUUUGACGACUAUGGUCAUUUCGAUGAUCGGCAUCGUAUGUCGGAACCCCCUGUGUCACGUCCAAGGGCCGUUAGUCCGAACCCUCCUCGUAAUAUCCCGCGCAAAUCAAUCACACCCACACCUUCCACGCCGGAGGACCGGAGAAAAAUGAGUGGAAUACCUUAUGGGCCUGAUGCAUAUGAUGUGCUAAAUCCCGGCACGAGUCCUACGGUCGGCGAUGAUUCCUACAGUUCAUCCCAUGAAGCAGCAAGACAGAGGGAAGUGGAAAAAAUGAGAGAUCAAGGUCCCAUCAUCGGAAACGAUGGCCGAGUCAUUGACCCUUCCGAUCAUCUUCCCGCCGAUACUUGGGCCCCCGAGCCGGAGAGGAAGAACAGGAAACCAGAACAUGUCAUCAGAAUCCGAACGAGAGAAGAGGCACGCAUUCAACAGAAUACAGGUUCAUCCCCCGCGUCAAUGAGACCUCAUUCAAUCGCAACGUCACCACACCAACCAUCGCCCGGGGCUCCAGCUUCUUCCCCAUACCAACCUUCACCUACAUCAACAUCAAUGGAGCCUGCGCCCCGAGGAGAGCCAGGAAGUGCACGAAAUAGAUUGAAGAAAUCCAUGCCUACUCGGCCGUUGCCAGCACAGCCGUACCCUCAUGCACAGACUAGCCCGGCCGUAAUGACUACAUCUCCUGAUGCAAGACCAAGCCCACCAAGUCAACGACAUUCAGCCCAUUCUUCCCCCAUCCGUCCCCCACAGCGGCCACCAUUGUCUGAGUACCAGGCUCCUGCUAUGUAUGACCACGGUUCACGUGGUGGACCCAAUUCCCACGACUAUCCCCCAACACCAACGAAGCCUCCUCAUCACAGACCAAGCAAUUCCAUGGACUAUGGCGGGUAUGGUGAUGAUAAUUCGCUUGCACUGGAGUUAAGCACGAUCGAUAUUGGACCUUCAAGGACAGGCAGGACCUCCUUGAGACCAGUCCGUGGCUAUGGUGCAUAUUGAGGCGCCUUUGACGAUUCUUCUCCAGGUUAUUCUCCCUAUGUACACGGAUCUUCAGGAUCUUCAGGAUCUGGCGUUGGCUUUUAGUCCUGUUACCUGGCGCAUCUGACCAAGGAAAAAAAUUGUAGUAUAAUAUUCGAAUCGCACAUAGAUCAAACUGGCCGCAAACUGGCGCAGAGAUGAAUGUAAAUGGUUUUGCAUUUUGCUGGUCCAAGAG
Molecule: messenger RNA, 3177 nt
Organism: Exophiala oligosperma
Lineage: Eukaryota; Fungi; Ascomycota; Eurotiomycetes; Chaetothyriales; Herpotrichiellaceae
Exons: 2
Coding region: 243-2963 (906 amino acids)
Source: RefSeq, a predicted model, not a curated record